Molecule: messenger RNA, 1911 nt
Organism: Macroventuria anomochaeta
Lineage: Eukaryota; Fungi; Ascomycota; Dothideomycetes; Pleosporales; Didymellaceae
Exons: 2
Coding region: 474-1613 (379 amino acids)
Source: RefSeq, a predicted model, not a curated record
CUAUCAACUACCCUUCCCUCCGCAUCGAGGCUGGGCUAGCUGGCGCCGACUUACGGUCAAGCUUUGGCGUCUCCGCGUUUUAUUCUAGUCCUGGCUUGAGGUUUUGCAGCGUCUCACUCUCCAGUGUCGGCCAUUAAACUCCGCAUUUCCCCCAGCGGCAGCGCCUGAGGUCAAGAGUGCCCCAGCACUGUUUCGGAACUGCAACCAUCACGCCCAGCGCGCCCGCAGGGUCAGGCUCACCAAUCGACGACACCGACCCACCCUCCCCCGAGUCUACCAUUGUUAUUAGUAGUUAGAGCGCCGGGUACCCGCUCCUCAUAACAGCCUCACUGCACCCGUCUCCGCCGACAUUCUGACCGGGCCUGGCUGCACCUUCCCUCCCAACACCAGCGUUCCUUCCUGACAACACCACUCCCGCCCACUCCGCAUUCCUCCCCGUCUCUCGACGCAUCCUCCCCCACACAUCACCCACCAUGCCGGGAGCACUACGAAGCCGCCUCCGUCGCGUCCUCACCGGGCAGGAGGGCGAGGGCGGCAUUGCGGGCAAGAUGAAGCGCAACAAGAACACGGAGCCUGCAGAGCCCGAGAGCGACUUCUACAAGCCCGGCGAGAAGAUGCCGCCCAUGAAGUACCGCCGUCCCGUCGACCCCGAGCACAAGAAGAACCUCGAGGCCUUCACCUGGAAGAAGGCAUGGCGCCGACGCAGCCACCAGAGCCUGUACUCGCCAAUGGGCAGCCGUCUGCCGAGUCGAAAGGGCAGCUUUAGGAGUCGCCGCAGCCGCAGCCGCAGCGUGCACCGCAGCCGGAGAUCCAGCUUCCACAGCGAGUACGACGAAGACGACACAUGGGUAGACAGCGGCAUUGGAGCGAGCAUCUCUGACAGCGAGCGUCCUGCGAACAUUCGCGAGGCCAGUGACGACGAGGGCGACGUCCUUAAUGUCGGCCUCUCCCGCAACCCGACACAAGACCCUCGCGACACACAACGGAAAGAGUCGGCAAGCGGCCGCCGUCGGUCGAGCUCAAUUCAAUCAGUACGACGAAGCAGCACACGUCCAGGGACUGGCUCUGACCGCACCCGUCAAAAUUCGCAACCUUUCUCCCCCGAGGACCUCGAACUAGCGCUGCAAAAAUCGCACAUCGAAGCCAAGAAACUCGAAGCUAUCGAGCAGUCUGACCCGAGUGGAAAUGGAACGCCAGAGGACGACGAUGCCAGCCCCUUCAACAACCUGCGCCCUCGCGGUGGGUCCAUCUUCAUCCCGCAAGACGCCGAGAGCCCUGGGAUGUUCCCUGGAUGGAACUUCGUUUCUUCACCCACACAAGGUGGACCAUCAUACUUCCCACCAAAGGACGGCAGCCCUCUCCAGUUCGAGCGACGCGAGUCCGUUUUCGUGUCGAACGAAGAGCCAUCGAUGUUCCAGAGACGAGAGUCGGUCUUUGUUUCAAACGAGAACACGCCCCAAACCGGACGACGCGGCUCGACCUACGCACCACACGAGGAAGAUGACGCUGUCCCAGCGCUCACACCUGCACCGCCCGUCGAGCCAUCAAAGCGCAAGCCCAUUCCGUCCUGCCCCAGUGAGGAAAUCAUGAAGAUUCUCGCCCGCAAGGACUGAACGAAGACAACACACACAACAUUCACUUCACUUGUUAAUAUUACUGCAUCCAUUUUGUGCACCUAGGGUUCGCACAUUGCAUUUCCGGGCGUUGUACGAUUGUCCAUUUUGGAGUCCUCAAGCUUUGUGCCGUAUUCUGUUUUGCGCAUUGGGUUAGCUGUCAUGAUAGACCCUGCAUAGGCUAGUAUUGGAUUAUCAGGAGAUGGGAGUGCUCAUCGAAUGAAGCAUGAAAGCAUAGAUUCACUGGGGAGAUGUGGCACAGUAGCUAUCAUAGUUAGCAGACGCAGCCUCAGAGCGC